Messenger RNA from Cryptomeria japonica (Japanese cedar), 891 nucleotides. Its product is annotated as UDP-glycosyltransferase 74E1-like. The transcript has a single exon. The coding region runs from base 1 to 891 and encodes 296 amino acids. The record is from RefSeq and is a predicted model, not a curated record. Lineage: Eukaryota; Viridiplantae; Streptophyta; Pinopsida; Cupressales; Cupressaceae. Gene Ontology annotation, molecular function: UDP-glycosyltransferase activity.
AUGAAAUAUCUUCCCUGCAUGCCGGCGCUGCAUUCUGGAGAUCUUCCGUGGUUGUGGGCAGGCGAAUACAUGUUUCGGAAAGGGAUUCGCAUGGGAGAAGAAAUCAAGGCCAUCAAAUGGGUCCUCUUCAAUUCUUUCUUAGAGAUUGAAGCUCCAGUAGUGGAAACGUUGUCGAAAGAAGUGGGCGUUUAUCCAAUAGGUCCUCUAAUUCCUCCUGAGUUUCUCCAUAGCAGGACAAGCACGAAUGUCCUUCCAAGCUUCUGGAAGAAUGACACAGAUUGCUUACAGUGGUUAGAUAAACAGUGUGCACACUCUGUGAUUUACAUAUCUUUUGGAACUUUGGCAGGUCUGAGCGAAAAGCAAUUGGAAGAGCUUGCUCUGGGAGUGGAGGCCACACGGAGACCAUUUUUGUGGGUUGUGCGCUCCGAUCUAAUGAAAGGAAGCAAAGUUAUUUUACCUGCUGGUUUCUUGGAGCGCGUGAGAGAUAGAGGUUGCUUAGUUUCGUGGGUGCCACAGUUAGAGGUGUUAUCUCAUCCUUCCAUAGCCUGUUUUGUGACUCACUGUGGAUGGAACUCUGUACAGGAAAGCAUCACCAUGGGCGUGCCCAUGCUUUGUUGGCCUCAUUUUUCAGACCAAUUUCUUAACCGCACGUAUGUUGUGGACGUGUGGAAAUUGGGUCUAUCAUUCAAUGCGAAUAGCCAAGGAAUUAUAGAGCAGGGGGAAUUUGUGAAAAGUGUAGAGAUUUUGCUGGAAUCGGAACAAGGCCUGGAGAUCAGAGAGGAAGCGAAAAAAUUGAAGAUAAUUGCUAGGGAUGCAGUCAAGGACGGGGGAUCCUCAUCGAAUAACUUUAAUCUAUUUGUCACUGCCAUGAAGCGACAACCGAAUGAAUGA